UAACUUGGGAUGCGGACCCGACCACUGCAGCCCCAACCGUGUUUGACCACCUAGAAGAGCUCACUUGUGACCAGAUCAAGAGGAACCAAGUCACUGAACUAUUGUGACUUACUACGCCUCGCUGCCCCAUUGCGACCGCGUUUCAGCCCUCUGCCGACCUCUGAGCUCAAUUAGUUCAAGCGAUCCCACACCAUGUGUCGGAUACAGCUUACAAUCGUACUAGUUGCCGUUGUGGGCCUCAUAAACGCCGCCGACACGGUGCCCAAGACCGGACCUGCUGUCCUCGGCGAAUUCACGAAGAUCGGCCUGUCAAACUGUGUUGGGACUCAGCUCGCUGCUGUUCCGGAUACCGACCAGUUCCUUUUCAUGGAGCGCCCCCAGUCCAACCAUCCCGAUGGCAAGAGCUUUAACGCCGGGCUGAUGGACAGCGUGACUGGCGCGUUCACCAACAUCAAGACGCCCUUCAGCAUGGAGAACUGUGGACACUCUUACCUCGAGAACGGCACGGUUGCCAUCCUGGCCGGCCACAAGCCGCAGUCCAGCUACGUAGAGGGCCGCCGCGCGCUGCAGGUGCUUAACCUACAGAGCCGCACCCUAGACAGCGUGGGCUCGCUGCAGUUCGGACACUGGCUUGCAACCGCCACACGCCUGCCUAACGGAAUGAUCACCAUUAUGAGUGACAGCCCCUCCCCUGUGGGCCCCGCGCGCAAGGAUGGCAUCAAGAACCCCUUCUACGAGCUCUGGGACCCGACGAACCCAGCCACCACCAAGGCCUUCCAGCUUGACAACAACUUCCUCUCCAACACCAAGUACUUCUAUUACCCCUUCAACUUUGUCCUUCCCACCGGCGACAUGUUCGUGUGGAGCAACAAGUACGGCCAGAUCAUUAACCCGCUCACGGGCAAGAAGGUGCUGGUGCUGCCCAACUGGAAGGGCAUCCCGCAGGCCAAGGGCAUGUGCACGCAGUACCCCUUCAGCGGCACCGCGGCCAUGCUGCCCCUGCGCGCCACCAACAACUUCACCGAAGUCGAGAUCAUGGUCUUUGGCGGCCAGUGGUCGUACGGCUGGGUGAACACCACCGCUGUGGAUCUGUCCAUGCGUCUCAAGAUCAAGAUUCUGCCCAACGGCACCUACGACGUCGGCCAGUGGCAGGCGGAAACCAUGCCCUCGCCGCGUGUCAGCGGCACCAGUGUGCUCCUGCCCAACGGCAUGGUCCUGCUAAUCAACGGAGCUAAGCGCGGACUCCUCGGCGACGCCGUCGCUGGUGGCGAUGCGAUGCUGAAUGAGCCCAACCUUACGCCCGUGCUGUAUGACCCCCUGGCUUCUGAGGGCAGCCGCUACACCGAGCUCGCACGCGGCAGCAUCCCCCGCCUGCUGCACUCUGCCGCUGGCCUCACGCUGAACGGCACUGCCAUUCUUGCCGGUGGCGACCGCUCCUCACGCUACUGGAUGCCUGCGGAUGAGGCCUACAGCCCCAGCUCCACCGGCUUUGCGGAGUACCGUGUUGAGCUGUUUGCCCCGCCUCAGGUGUUUGACACACAGAACCGCCCCGCCAUCAUGGCCUGCCCAUUCAGCAUUGGAUUUAGUGACGUGACGUCGAUUGCCUACCUCAUCCCGAAUACCACGGCCCGCGUGACCUCGGUGGUGCUGAUCGCUCCCAGCAGCGACACGCACACCUUCAACAUGCACCAGCGCAUCGUGGAGCUCGAGAUUCUGGAUUCUGACAACGACAACAACCAUGUGGGUGUGGAUGGCGACCGCUCCGUGACCGUGCGCGGCCCGCCCAACGCCAACGUGGCGCCGCCCGGCCCCUACAUGAUCUUCCUCCUUAGCGGCCGCACCUGGGGCCCCGCCCAGUGGAUCAACGUGGUUCGGAGCUAGAAGCGGUUCGUUGCGCCGCGUCCUGGAUCACAAUGACUGCUACAUAGCUGUGGGUACCUGCCGGUACCUAUGUCCAAGGCCGCUUGGUAGCCAUUAAAGGAGUACAGGAAUUCAUGCUGCGCUACACAAGAGCGAGAGUCUAUGAUGGCUGGGCUGGGCUCUGAUGGAGCUUAGUUAUCGAUCGCAUAACGCUGUGUGUGAAUGUAGCUUUGCGGGGCUUUGAGUUGCGGAAUAACGCAUCACUGCAAGGGAACUGGUUUUGAUUAUGGCACGGGGACAUGAUAUCAUAGUGAUUGAUCUGUCUAAAAAGAGGAUGCAUGCACGUGCAUGCAUCACCGUACACGUCGCCGGCGAUAUCCCGUGCAUCGUUCCGGGUGCUGUGGUUCAUGGCAUAGGCAUGAAUGGAGCCUGCAAUGAGGCAGGUUUGGGGCAGCUGCCGUGUGGAUGCGUGCUUAAAGCUAUAGGCCUCCACAUUCUUCCAUUAUUGAUUCUUUUCUUGGCUGGCUGGCUUGCACUUUGCCGCACAUACGUGCAUGUGUGCAGCCACAUGAUGCGUGCCAAGGCCCUGCAUCUAUCCCCGCUGUGCAAGCAGGCAAGAUAGCUUGCCCAUGGUGCUAGAGAGAUGUAGGUGUAAGUAUUAAUGGGGGUGAAGCUGCUUAGGGACGACACACGGUACAUAUGUACACUUGCAGACAUUGUAUUCGUGGGGACGUCCACAAAAUUUGAGCUGACCAGAACACUAGCGGUCAAGACUGUCUUACUAGACUUUGGUAGGUGGUGAAGACACAAGCUCGAUUGAGCCUUUGAGGAGCGAGGUUGCUAGUGUGGAACGGGGCCACCCUGGUGUGGAAUGCGGGCGCCGCAAGCAACGUGCAAAACCACAAGUCACUGCGUGUCCCACAGGCCGGCGACAAAUCAGGGUGGACCGUAUCCGCCAGCAUCGUUGGUAUUGUAAAUUUGGGAACCA
Molecule: messenger RNA, 2848 nt
Organism: Chlamydomonas reinhardtii
Lineage: Eukaryota; Viridiplantae; Chlorophyta; Chlorophyceae; Chlamydomonadales; Chlamydomonadaceae
Exons: 12
Coding region: 193-1881 (562 amino acids)
Source: RefSeq, a predicted model, not a curated record